Molecule: messenger RNA, 772 nt
Organism: Amyelois transitella
Lineage: Eukaryota; Metazoa; Arthropoda; Insecta; Lepidoptera; Pyralidae
Gene: Arpc5
Product: actin-related protein 2/3 complex subunit 5-B
Exons: 3
Coding region: 140-592 (150 amino acids)
Biological process (GO): regulation of actin filament polymerization; cell migration; Arp2/3 complex-mediated actin nucleation
Cellular component (GO): cytoplasm; Arp2/3 protein complex; actin cytoskeleton
Molecular function (GO): actin filament binding
Source: RefSeq, a predicted model, not a curated record
UCAAUCAUUCUGAUUAACAAUUUUUGUCUUCAUUUAGUUUAGUUUUGUUUUGAGUCUUUUACAAGAAAAUAAAACAAAAUUGAACUUUUGUGAAAAAAGCUAUAAGUAAAUAAUCUACAUUUGUGAAGCUCGCACUGAAAUGGCUAAAAACACAUUCAAUUCUGCUUUCCGAAAAAUUGAUAUAGAUCAAUAUAAUGAAGACAAUUUCAAAGAAGAAGAAGCUGAACAAUCUGUUCCCACUGGACCUGACGAAAAUGAAGUGUCAGCUCUGUUAAAUCAAGGUAGAUAUAUUGAAGCCCUUCAAAUUGUUUUGAGCAAUGCUCCACUGGGGUCAGCAAACCAGCAAGUGAAGGACAAUGCACUGGCAUUGACAUUGAAAGUGUUGCUUGCUAUCAAGUCUGGACAAAUUGAAGAGGCUGUGAGCAGUCUAUCAUCAGAUGACAUUGAUAUCCUUAUGAAGUAUAUUUAUAGAGGAUUCGAGUGUCCUUCAGAGGGCUCCAGCGGCCAUUUGUUACUCUGGCAUGAAAAGGCCUUUAAUGUGGGGGGUUCUGGUUCAAUUGUUCGAGUUCUAUCUGAUAGAAUGCGUGUUUAAAUAUAACCACAUUUUUCUUUUCUGAUAAGAAAGAUAAACAAGGUUCCAGCUCAAUUAAUUCAUCAAUCAGCUUUCAGUAAAGUACCAAAUGGUGUGGCAGGUUGCUUUAAAAUUUCAAUAUUUAAGUUUAACAUUUAAAGAAAUUAUCAAAUUACCUGUAAAAUAAAUGGAUUAAUUUUU